Messenger RNA from Adineta steineri, 1629 nucleotides. The record is from the annotation of a GenBank genome assembly. NCBI's taxonomy places the organism in Eukaryota, Metazoa, Rotifera, Eurotatoria, Adinetida, Adinetidae.
AUGGAUAACGACUGUGAAAUAUUAGUGGAUGAUAAUGAAAAGAAUCAAAAUGUACAAAUCAAUGAAGAUGAUGAUCCACUUAUAGCUGAAGUUGACAUAUAUUUGACUCGUUUAUUUGCUGAUCAACUAUAUUUAUUUCAAUAUCCACUCCGUCCAAAUCAUCUUCAAUUUGAAAAUAAUUCGACAUUUAUUGGUGCACGUUUAAAACCUAAAAAUAAACUUGUUCAACUUGAUUAUACUCUUGAUAUAGAAUCGAAUUUUCAUUGUAAAACAAAUGAAAAUCAUGUUCUUGAUAAUUGGACAUCAUCAUCAACAAAUGAAAAAAUUAAUUCAAUUGAUCGUUUAACAUUAUCAUCAACAAAUAUAACAUAUGGAGAUAAUUAUAAACGAUUUGCUGCAGGAAUUUUAACACCAAAUGGUAUUCAAUUAUCACCAUUAAAUGCAAUAUUUCAAUUACGACCUGAUUUUGAUUCAACAUCAUCAGUUUUAGCUCAACAAUCCAUUUCGAUUGAUGAUGAUGUUGAUAAUGAAAAUGAAAUUCAUUUUAAUAAACAAUCAAAUUCAAAUACAGAUGAUACAACAACUGAUGAAGAAACAAAUGAAAAAUAUUCGAAUGAACUUGUAACAAUGAAAUUUUGGAGACCUGAAGGACGUUUACAACGUGAGAAAAAAAUGCGAUCAUAUAAUUAUAUUGAACGUGCACGAAAUGAAGAACGAUGGAUUGAUUUAGCUUAUUAUUCAUCAUAUGAAUUACAAUCUAUUGAAUUAAGAAAAAAAUGGAGUAUGAUGGAUAAUAUGGAAAGAAAUCGUUUACCUAUUCGUUGGAGAAAAACUGUUUCUAUUCAAGAUUAUUUUCAAUUAUUAUUUUUUGAUAAACAAAUUUUAUUAGAUAUUCCACUUGAAAAAGACAAGGUUCAAAUUGAAUCAAAUAUUAUUCCUACUGAACAAAAACCAUUGAUUAUCCCACCGACAAAACCAAAAAAGAAGAAAAAAACUGAACUGGAUCCAACAACAAAGAAAACUACGAGAAAAAGUCGAACUUUGAGUCGAAAAUCUACAGAUUCAAGUGCUACAUUAAAUUCUGGGCAACAACAAGCACAAACUACGACAAGUACACCUUUAUCUUCUGUUUCCUUACCUAAGACUAUGAUUAAACAACUUCCUGAAACAAUACAAAAUGAAUUAUUAUCAUUUAUGAAACGACGGUUUGGUUAUCGACCAUACUUUAAAUUAAGUGAAAUUAAUAUUGCCAUUAAACUUGAAUUAAUCUCAUCACCACCUGGUCAUCCACUAGCAUCUGGUGUCACUGAAUCAAGUAUACUUCGUGCAGCUGCUGAAAUCGGAGCAAUAUAUGUAAAUAAAAAGUGGCCAAAAAAUCUUAAACAAGAACCAGUUUUCAUUAAUGGUCAAAUGGGUGACAAAUAUGAUUUGCUUCGUCGUUAUGUUGCUGAACUUCUCGAAAAAUGCGAUAGUUUUCAAUUUACUGAAUUACGUUCUCGUAUUAAACAAGAAAAUCAAACACAACAAUUUCCUGUGCAGGAAGUCAAAAAAUUUGUGAAGGAUCAUUGUAUCACUCGUUCAUCACGUAAAGGUGUACUUUAUUGUGUAAAAGGCACAUUGGUCAAGUAA